AUGGCAUCUUAUGAGUCGACAGAGAGGGAAAGAAAUCAGCCUCUGAUGUCCGCUGGAGACAACCCUUUCCACCUCGUAAAUGACCGCACAGUCGAGUCCGUCUGCACCGACAUUGAGGCUCAAGAUCUAGUCCGCUUCUACUUCGAUACAUGUGUGGUCACCUAUCGGUUGCUCCAUCGCCAUACCACGGAGGGCUGGCUGGAAUCUAUGCUUAAGGAUCGACGAGAGGGGCAUCAACUUUCUCACUCCGUCGGCCAUGCCAGGAGUGCCAUCCUAUUGACCAUUCUUGCGAUCGCAACAUUUCGCAGAUCUAAGAUCAGCGACGAUACAUCAGCCACCGGCACAGCAUUAUCUUUAGAGAGAAGCGACCAGUUCUUCUGUACCGCAAUGGAUAUGACCGACUCAGAGGUCGGCUUCCCGGCGCUGGAAUCGGCUCAGGCUCGGCUGAUCCAAGUCCUAUACCUUCUGCAAACAUCGCGCAUGAACAAAGCAUGGUAUACAUUUGGGUGUGCCGUGCAAAUUAUUUCCUCUUUGGGAUUACACCGACGCAGAGGACGCCUACUGAAUUCCUACUCGGCAGGAUGCCCAGACUAUAUCUCACUUCAAUGUGGGAGACGGGUUUUCUGGGUUGCGUACAUCAUAGACAAAUACCUAAGCGUCGUCUUUGGCCGUCCGAGAUUGUUUCACGACGACGAAAUAGAUCAAGAAUUUCCUGAUAGUGUGAACGACGAGGACAUGAUGACUCAGGAUCAUUCCAGCUGGCAAGCCACCGACGAGUGCCACAUUGACUCACUCAUAUUCCAUGCAAGAAUUGCAAAUGUCAUCGGCCGAAUCUCUCGUGAUGUUUACUCCACUGCCAUAAAAGCUAACCAAGACCGGGUCUCAUCUGCUGGCUCGCUCAUAGAGGAGCUCCAUGAAUGGCGAGCGAGUCUCCCUCCUCAUCUCGGAACCGUCAAACCGUCGACAUUGAUCCCAAGUUUCCGUCGUGAAGCGAUCGCUCUCCAGCUGGCAUAUUCUCAUGCCCUUAUUCAUGCCAAUCGUCCGUUUCUUCUAGGCGAUGGGUACCCGGUCAGUGAUGCUUCUCGAAUCAGAGAUCGCAUUGAUGAGUGUAUUUCUGCAGCAAAGAAAACACUUGAAUUAGUCGAGUACAUGGCACAGGACACUAAUUUGUUUCAUUCUUUUUGGUGGACGCAUUAUGCGACAUUUUGUGCUCUGGCGGUGGUGUACGUUUGGAAAAUACGCUCACAUUCGGGCGACAAUGCGCUUCCUCGUGGAACAUAUGUCGUAUUGGAUGAACUAGCCGAACGCUGCCAUUCUCACCUACACAAGGCUAGCUCAGCAGCAUCUCCCAGCAGAAGAUAUGGAGUUAUACUAGACGAGAUGAGACUUGAGGCAAAGCGACAGGCUAUGAAAAAUACGCGUCGUCGUUCGGUGCAAGGGACAGGCGGCCCGGACAAUACAUUUCGCGAAAGCUCGAAUGACAACGAGGGUUCUAUGGUUGCUGGAACUCUUCCUGAAGGCUGCGGCCCCAUUGAGCCUGGGCUCGGCGGACUUCCGGAUUUGCUUCAGUCGUGGCAAACGACGGACUGGCUGGAUCUGGAUUCUUCUGUAGGUGUAACUUUCGUCAAGUGA
Aspergillus terreus NIH2624 is the source of this 1632-nucleotide messenger RNA. RefSeq names its product fungal specific transcription factor domain-containing protein. Gene Ontology annotation, cellular component: nucleus. The coding region runs from base 1 to 1632 and encodes 543 amino acids. Gene Ontology annotation, molecular function: zinc ion binding; sequence-specific DNA binding. NCBI's taxonomy places the organism in Eukaryota, Fungi, Ascomycota, Eurotiomycetes, Eurotiales, Aspergillaceae. Gene Ontology annotation, biological process: DNA-templated transcription; positive regulation of transcription by RNA polymerase II. The record is from RefSeq and is a predicted model, not a curated record. The transcript has 2 exons.